Messenger RNA from Achroia grisella, 5846 nucleotides. It is a transcript of the gene gek, whose product is annotated as serine/threonine-protein kinase Genghis Khan. Gene Ontology annotation, biological process: peptidyl-threonine phosphorylation; actomyosin structure organization. The transcript is spliced from 48 exons. The record is from RefSeq and is a predicted model, not a curated record. Gene Ontology annotation, cellular component: cytoskeleton; cytoplasm. Bases 249 to 5846 code for a protein of 1865 amino acids. Lineage: Eukaryota; Metazoa; Arthropoda; Insecta; Lepidoptera; Pyralidae. Gene Ontology annotation, molecular function: protein serine/threonine kinase activity; ATP binding.
GUAAAAAUGUCUGCUUCAAGAGACUCAAAAAAUAAGUUUUCAGAAUGAAUUACAAUUGAUAGCCGAGCAUAAUUAUUUAUUACGAAAUAAUCAGAUUCGAAAAUGGAACACGAACAGAAGACGGACACAAUAAAUUGCUGCAUGCCUUAAUUUUUUAAAAAGUAGAUUUUUUACGAAUCUCAUAGAACAUAAGUGUAAUUGUGUGGGUCAUGUGUGAACAUUGAAGUUGUGUGUGUGUGCAGUGAAACAUGUCUGAUGAGGAGGACUCGUCACCUGAUCGGGCCUUGGUCCCCACCAACAAUGUACCAGUGCUGGGCAUCAAGCGUCUCAAGCAAAUCGAGACGAUGUGCCUGUCACGUAGGGUCCAAAUUCCCCGCAGCCACGGGCUCAGUGUGGAGACACUGCUGGAUGUGCUGCUCGUGCUGUACGACGAGUGCUGUAAUAGCAGCCUUCGGAGGGAGAAGGCUGUCGCUGACUUCAUACAGUAUGUUAAACCAGUGGCCACAGCGCUGAAGCGGCUGCGACUGUCGCGGGAUGACUUCGAACUAGUCAAGGUGAUAGGCCGCGGGGCUUUUGGUGAGGUGUGCGUUGUACGAGCGUCUUUUAUGCAGGGAACAGACGGUGGUGUCAACAUGGCGGUGGCGGGCGGCACAGUAUCGACAACGACUGGCGAAAGGGUGUACGCAAUGAAAAUAUUGAACAAAUGGGAAAUGCUCAAGAGGGCGGAAACAGCGUGCUUUCAAGAAGAACGUGACAUGCUCGUGUUUGGCGAUAGGAGAUGGAUCACAAACUUACAUUACGCCUUCCAAGACGAACACAAUUUGUACCUCGUAAUGGAUUACUACUGCGGCGGGGACCUGCUAACUCUACUCUCCAAGUUUGAGGAUCGUCUUCCCGAGGAUAUGGCUAAGUUCUACAUUGCUGAGAUGGUGCUAGCCAUACAGAGUGUUCAUGAACUGAGAUAUGUACACAGAGACAUCAAACCAGAUAAUGUUCUGUUGGACGCCAGUGGGCACAUCAGGUUGGCUGAUUUCGGAUCGUGUUUGCGGUUAGGUGAUGAUGGAAAGGUACAAAGCAACGUGGCUGUAGGGACUCCAGACUACAUCUCUCCGGAGAUCCUCCGCGCCAUGGAGGACGGACAGGGCCGUUACGGACCCGAGUGCGAUUGGUGGUCGCUUGGCGUGUGUAUGUUCGAGAUGCUGUUCGGCGAGACGCCGUUCUACGCGGAGUCGUUGGUGGAGACGUACGGCAAGAUCAUGAACCACGCGCGCUCGUUCCACUGCCCGCCGCCCGAGGAACAUACCGCACAGGUAUCUGAGGAAGCGAAAGAUCUCAUCCGAAGAUUGAUUUGUUCAUCUGAGAAUCGAUUAGGAAAGAAUGGCUUACAGGAUUUCAAGAACCAUCCAUGGUUUGCGGGCCUCGACUGGGAAAAUCUGCGCGAGAUGCAGGCGCCGUUCGUACCUGACGUGUCCAGUCCUACAGACACGUCCAACUUCGAUGUAGAUGACACCGACAUUAGGGUGUCGGGAGCAGUUCCGCCGCCGAGUGCGAGCGCGGCGUUCUCUGGGCUGCACCUGCCGUUCGUGGGGUUCACGUUCACGGCCGGCUCCAGGCUCUGCGACCUCGGCGCGCCCGCCGCGCCCCUCAGCCCCGCCAAGAACGCGCCGCGACAGGCGCCAAGCAAUGCUGGCGAUCGAGCAGCGCUUAAAGCGCUUGAACGCGAGAACGCGCUGCUCGCACAGACCAUCGCUGAAUUGCGUGCAGGCGGGGAACCCACCGAUGAUCUAGUCCAACUGAAGGAAGAUCUGGCAGCAGUAUCAAAGAGGAACGCAGACCUUGAAGCCCAAAUCCGGUGUUACGAACAACUCAACAGUGGUAUAACUGCACAGGACGUGCAAGCAAUGACCGGUAUACCACAGGAUGCGGCGCGGCUACGAGAGUUGGAGACAAUGAUCAAUAAUCUUACUGCGGAGAAAGAGGAUUUGGUGAAAGAUAAAACGGACUCUAUAGAGAAACUGAGGCUGCAGGACAAAGAACUGAAGGAUGCAUUGUCACAACGCAAGUUGGCGAUGACCGAAUACAACGAAGUGUCCGACAAGCUGUCCGAGUUAAGGCGGCAGAAGCAGAAGUUGUCACAGCAGGUCCGUGACAAGGAAGAAGAACUUGAGGUAGCCAUGCAGAAGAUAGACGCACUGCGGCAGGACAUCCGUCGCGCUGAGAAGGGACGCCGCGAGCUGGAGGCGAGGCUCGAUACCGCUAUCUCAGAGGCUACUAAGGAGCGCAAGUUGCGAGAGGAAACGUUGCGCGGUGCGAGGGCGGAGGCCGGCGCGGCGGCGGCGGCGGCGGGGGCGGGGGGCGCGGGGGGCGCGGGCGGAGCCGCCGCCGACGUGGCGCGCCUGCAGCAGGAGGUGGAGGCGCUCGAGAUGCAAUAUGCGGAAUCAUUGUCGCAACAGCAGGCGCGGUUCGGUGCAGAACUGGCCGCUUUACGAGAUCAGAUGCUGGAGGGCGACGCGCUUCGCAACGUGCUUAGUAGAGAGCUACAAACGUCCAAAGAGAAGUUGGAGAGCCGCCGUCUAGAGCAGCUGUCGGAUACUGAGGACAAGCAGAUGCUCAUCAACGAGAACAGGAAGCUUGCCAAGGAUCUCGAGGCUAUGGCAGAGAACGGUCGACGGUGGCAGUCAGAACGACGGCAAAUGGAGAUGGAGUUGGAAGAGCUAAGAGCUAAACGCGACACUAUGCAACAUUGGGAGACUCAGAUUGCCGAUAUAAUACGAUGGGUCGCGGACGAAAAGGAAGCACGCGGUUACUUACAAGCGCUCGCUACUAAGAUGACAGAAGAAUUGGAUUAUUUGAAACGAGCGAGUGCGUCCCGCACGGGAGUUCCGUCGUCGUCGCCGCCGUCGUCGGCCCCGAGCGGGUCGGGCGGGUGGAGGAACCGCCGCUCGCAGAAGUUGGACAAGAUGGAGAUCCUCACGCUGCAGUCCUCGCUGCACGCCGAGAUACAGGCCAAGCAGGCCGUCGGGGAGGAGCUCUCCAGGACCCGCGCCGAGCUGCUCGACACGCAAAGAGAGUUGUUGGAGAGUCGGCAGCGCCUUGAAGCCGUCGCGCACGAGGUGAAGCGCAAGGAACAGCACAUUCGAGAUAUGCAGGCCAGACUGGACGCGCCGCACCAGCCAGGCAACUCCUCGAGGCAAGGAUCGGCCAAGUCGUCCACAUAUUGGAGCGGUAAAGAAGAGAAUGUCCUGGACCGCCCGUCAUCGCAGAUGAGUUAUCUCGACCAGUUCCUCAAACAGACGCCCACAGAACGGCACUAUGAUAAUGUGCCGUCGGUCAAUAAUGAACAGAAGAUGUCGCCGCAGUAUCGUUACAGGAAUGCGCAGUAUUGUUGCAAUGCCAAGAUGAUGUAUGGAUCUCAGCAGUCGGCGGGUCUGAGUGGAUCUGUGGAGUCCCAAGAUGAGUUAGAGGCGAGAGCCGCCUCUCCUGCCUCAAGCAAGAGUUCACCCAGUGAAAUGUCAACGGAUCCAUCAAUAGGCCCCGCAGUGCCAGGCAAACAGAAGCUUCACCAAUUCCUCGUGAGGACAUUCAGUAGUCCGACCAAGUGCAAUCACUGUACUUCGCUUAUGAUCGGGCUGACGCGGCAGGGCGUGGUGUGCGAGACGUGCGGACUAUGCGUUCACACGCGGUGUUGCGCGCGGGUGGCGCCGCGCUGUCCGCUGCCGGCCGAGCGAGAGCGGCGCCCCCUGGGGAUAGACCCCGCGCGCGGACAGGGCACCGCCUACGAGGGCUACGUCAAGGUUCCAAAACCCGGAGGUGUGAAGAAAGGCUGGAUGAGACAGUUCGUAGUUGUGUGCGACUUCAAACUGUUUCUAUACGAUAUAUCCCAAGACAGGAAUGCUUUACCAUCGGUAUGUGUAAGUCAAGUGCUCGACAUGCGGGACCCUGAAUUCAGCGUAACAUCGGUAAAGGAAUCUGACGUCAUACACGCAAACAAGAGAGAUAUACCGUGCAUAUUUAGGAUAUCAACGUCUCAACUCGAAGGCGGCAAUCGUUCUCACACAUUGAUGCUGGCAGAGUCUGAGUCUGAGAAAACAAAAUGGGUGGUGGCUUUAAGCGAACUACAUAGAAUACUCAAGAGGAACAAUCUGCCAGAUAAAUGUGCGUAUCGAGCGCGGGUGGUGGCGGAGGGCGGGGGCGGCGCGGGCGCGGCGGCGGCCGGCGUGCGCGGCGCGGCCGCCGGCGCCGUGCUGGAGCGCGCGCGGCUCGUGCUCGCCGGCGACGCGGGGCUCGCGCUGCUCGACCUCGAGCGCGCCGAGCUCACGCCGCGCCGCCAGCACGCGCCCGUCGCCAAGCUGCUGUACGUCGCGCAGGAGCAGCUGCUGGUGGUAAUAGCUGGACGCGGCCGACACGUGCGGCUGGUGCCGAUCCGCGCAUUGGAAUGCUCCGAAGUGGAGUGCGUGAAGCUGGCAGAGUCCAAGGGCGCCGUCGACGUCGCCGUCGGGGAUCUUAAUGCAAACACUAUGGGUUUCGCGGUCGUCUGCAAGCGACAGAACACGUACGUGGUGAACGUGUACGAGAUCACGCGCACUGCGGCGCGGCGGUGCCGCAUCGCGGAGCUGCGCGCGCCGGGCGCCGUGCACUGCGUGCAGCUGGCGCGCGGCCGCCUGCUGCUCGGGUACCGCGGGGGGUUCGCCGCGCACUGCCUGCCCGACCCGCGCCGCCCCGCGCUCGACCAGCCCGCCGUCCCGGUGGUACAUCCAGACAAUCAAGUCAAUCUAUUCCUGUCACAUUCGGGCGCAAAACCAUUGGCUUGCGCGCCGGUACCCAACUCGCACGACAUGUUACUAGUGUUCAACUCGCUAGCUAUUUACGUGGAUCGUAAUGGACAUCGUGCGCGCGACACAGAAUUAAUGUACACCGCGCAGCCCACCUACCAUGCGAUAAACGAAACACAUCUAUUAAUAUUCACAGCGACACAUAUCGAUAUAUAUGAUAUAGAGUUGGGAGAGUGGGUGCAAACCAUCAAUAUACCGCAGGCUCGCCCGCUGGACGCGGGCGGGUGGCUGGUGGCGUGCGGCGCGCCGGCGGCCGACGCGGCGCCGCUGCUGCUGUACCUGCGCCCGCUCGCCCGCCAGGGUCCUCUGGCUGCGGAACAGCUUUCAACGUGGGGCAGCAAGCGACGGUUCUCUGUACGUGAGCAGUCACAUCAAGCCAUCGAGGCACAUAACCGGCUGUCUGAGAGGCGGUCGCGGCUGAUCUCAGCUCCGACGAACUUCGCACAUCUCUCACACAUGGGGCCCGGCGACGGCAUCCGCUCGCAGCGACUUCUAGACCUCCCCACCACGCUCGAGACGGCCGACGAACUGCCGCAGCAGGUGUACAGUAGCCGGGAGAGCAGUAAGCGUACAUCCCCACUUACGAUAUCGCAUGGGACCGGCUCUUACAACGGGUCAUGGCGCGGACGAGGUCGAGAAGCGCGGGAAGAGGCUCCACCUUCGCCGGGCUCCCACCACCGCCCCAUGGAGAGGUCGAUAGGCGGCGGAUCUCAAGGUAGUGGCUCCUUAUUACUGGAGAGGUCAAUAACGCCACUGAGCCUCGGCAGUAUGAGCUCGUUGCAUGAUGUACUUAAGGUGGGUACGGAUAUGGGGGAAGGACUUCACUCUGAGGAUAGCAGUGCUCUCUCACUGAAUUCGACCCCAUGGAUUAUGCAACAUUAUACAUUGGACCUUGCGCUUGGCGACAUCUGUAUGCUGUUCAUGUAUAGGCCACAAAAGACUACCAACAUCAGAAACCAGUUGGACGCGUAUUGGAACAUAGACAUGUCCCGUUUCUACGCUUGCUUCUGUUAA